Perca fluviatilis (European perch) is the source of this 2377-nucleotide messenger RNA. RefSeq names its product protein shisa-like-2B. The coding region runs from base 61 to 681 and encodes 206 amino acids. Lineage: Eukaryota; Metazoa; Chordata; Actinopteri; Perciformes; Percidae. The transcript is spliced from 3 exons. The record is from RefSeq and is a predicted model, not a curated record.
UUUCUUCAGAUUCAAAAUGUUCCACCUCCGUCCUUCUGCGUGUUCACUCACACACAGCUGAUGACAAAACGUCUCACAGCACCUUACACUGAGGAUGCAGGGAACUUCUUCACCUUAAUCCACGGAGAAGAAGUGUUUUUUUCUUCUUCUUUUCUGUAUUCAUUCGCCUGCUGCAUCAUGAGCGCUGAAUGCAGCAGUUACCACAGCGCUGACGGCGUGUUUGUGGACGGAUUCUCAUGCCCCAGACCGGGCAAUGCCGUUGCUGCUGUCUACUGCUGCGGAUUUAACGAUGUCAAGUAUUGCUGUGACGAUCCCAACAGUUUUUUCCCGUAUGAGUACGGAUACAUGUGGUGGCUGAGUAUCGGCGCUCUGGUUGGUCUAUCCAUUGCAGCGGUGGUCCUCCUUGCCUUCCUCAUCACUGUGUGUGUCCUCUGCUACCUUUUCAUCGCCACCAAACCCAGUUGUCUUGACAACGGCCUACCCCUCAGAACGCCAGCAGGAGAUCCCAGUGAAGGACCCAGUCAUGGGAGAGCGACCUGCGUCUCUGGUCCACAGGGAUUCAGGAAACACUUCAUGAGCAGGAAACUGGACUGUGAUAACCAGCCGCCAGACCCCGAGCUCCUGUUCCAGAGGUGUUUCACAGCUACCGCCACCGGUCUGAAAGUGGAAAAUCCUUCGUAGGCCGCAGAGAUACUUGUUGUUAAAAAAAAAUAAAAAAUGAGGCCAGCAGUCCAGAAAUCAAGAGAGUCAGUGUGUCUGAAGGCAGAAUGCGCUACCAGGGAACUGCUGGGACAAAAAAAAAAAACACUCUGAGGGCUUUGAAUCAAAAUUGCGUAAGCGUACACAAUGAAAGCUCUCAAACACAUGGAUUCAAUUUCUUCAGACACUAAAUGACUCAUAACGCAUACGUGUUUCAGCACCCUGCAGCAGUAAUUAAGAAUGGAUUGGAACGAAUUAUCCACCAUCUUCUUGGAACAUAAGGUGUUUAAGUGGCCUCAAGAAAGCCAAACCCUUGUUGAAUUAUUAAGGCAUAUGGUAGGGGGGACUGAGGACAUAGGCCUGUUAAGAUCCAGUUUACACUCAGGAUGCACAGUUUCAUGUGAGCCAAGACAACAGCAGAGUCUAGGACAGCUAGGCUAUAAAGUCAGGGUGCACCCUGGUGAAGUAGGGUGCUGUAUACUUGUAACCACAUCUGCUAUAUUUUACUCAGGGACUGAAGGAUUUGUGGGGAAGCUCUACAGUGUGAGGAGACCAGAAAAAUGACAGCGCUGGUUAUUAAUUCAAGUGCAUUAGAUGACAAGAGACUUCUUGUAAUCAUUAAUGUUUGACUGUCUCCUACCAACACUCAGAGCUGUUUUUUUUUUUUUAACCAAGACCAAUUUCAGCCAGAGACACAUCAAGGAACUGACUUUUCUUUUUAAAAGAUGAAUUUUGGCAGUUUUGCCUCCACAGUAAUUGACAGCUGCCAGUGAAAGAGGCAGACACGGAAAUAGCAGAGAGAGUGGUAUGACAAAGGUCCCCAGCUGGAAUGAAUUGAACAUUUAUUGCAAAUGGUUGUACACUUUGCUCUUUACAGCAAUGGCGCUCUCAAGAUAAUCUAAGUCUCAACAUGGAUUCUGCUGAGAUGUGAUAAUAAAGACAUACAAGAACACUAAAUCUUAUUUAAAUUGACAAUACCAAAAUGAUAGCACAUAAGGAGGACGUUGGGGCAGUGGAGCUUGCUGUGGCAGUAUCAGAAUAGCAACAGUGAUAGGUGCCAAGUUAAAAUGGCCCACUCUAAACCUGCCUAGACCUGCAUGAAUAUGAUUGGAUAUAAAUAGUGAGCUGAGUGAAUGAGCCAGGGAAUGUGAAGCAUGCAGUGUUGUAUGGCAAAAAAGUUGAACCUGGCUCAACUUUUCCAAUCAAAUCCAUGCAUGAGUACACAUUCCUGGUAGAUUACUUCACAACAAGUACACCAUGUUUCUAAUGAUUAUGUGAUUAAAGAUAAGAAUUGUCACUGUGAGUUGUAAAUUCACACAUCUGCUACUCAAACUAGACUUUCUUGAUUGUAUUUCAUAGCUCACCUGAAAGAGACAAUCAGUAGGAUUUUCCUAAAAAAACAAUGUAUUCUAAUACAAAAGUAAUCUCUCUCAAUCAUUACUUAUGAGCCACCAGAAGCGUGUGGCGGUGUCUGUAUCUACAGGGACCCUGCCCUCUGACUGGAUUUUCUUACUUUACUGUGUUGGGGAUGGUUCUGGGAGUCAGCCUCUAUAAAAACCUAGCGACCAGGUGCCAGAUUGUUACCACACAUCCAAUACGGAGCUACAAAAAUGGUAACCAUCAUGGACCUUUUUCACAGCAGACAUUUUGACUUGUCAUAGUAGGAAAAGCACAGCAG